GAGCAGGUCAGCCCCCACCAGCACUCAGAAAGACCUGCCCAUUCAUUCCACUCAGCUGCACUGAGCCAAAGUGUUCACUCUUAUCCUGCCUGCCUGUGACGAUGGCUGUCAGCAAAUGCAUCAAGUACUCCUUGUUCUUCUUUAAUUUACUCUUCUGGAUUAGUGGAUGCAUCAUCCUAGGUGUCUCCAUCUAUCUCAAAGUGUCCAAGGAUAACAACAAGAUCACUGAUGUGGCUGUUCCGGGCAUCGAUCUGCUGAUCGCCAUCGGCGUGAUUAUCAUGGUGCUGGGCUUUCUGGGAUGCUGUGGAGCCAUCAAAGAGAACAAGUGCAUGCUGCUGCUGUUUUUUAUCGGGCUGCUCCUCAUCUUCAUUCUCCUGCUGGCUGCUGGCAUCCUAGGGGCAGUGGGUGAAGAGAAGUCUAAGCAGUGGGUCCGCGAAAAGCUGCAGAAAUUGUUGCCCUUGUCCAGCCAGCCGGCGGAUGUGCAGACAGAUCUCCAGGCUCUGGAGGAGAAGGCCAAAUGCUGUGGCCUGAUCAACGGUGCCCAAGACUGGGGGUCAAGCAUCCCAUCCUCCUGCAGCUGCACGGACACCUCUGCAUCAUGUGAGAUGGUCGGUGGGAAAAACGUCUAUAAAACCCCCUGCAUCCAGUUUGUGACAGACUUCAUGCAGCAGCACCUCACAGUGGCCCUGGGAAUCGCUUUUGCUAUUGCAGUUGUAAUGCUCUUUGGCAUGGCCUUUGCCAUGACCUUGUACUGCCAGAUUGGAAAGGUGGAGUCCAGCACCGCCUGAGCUGCUUUCCCCAUCAGGGCGGCUUUGCGGAAGCCCAACAGUAUAAGAACACGUUUGUCUAAUGAAGGUGAUCUAGACCUGCUGAUGUCCUCGUUGUGUAACUGUACUGUAUAUUUACCUGGAUGUAAUUUGUGUCUGUCCAUAAACCUCUUGGCAAACCCAGGUCCAGGUUUUGAGAGGUGUGAUGAAUAUGAUUGAUUGCCAAAUGUAUGUCUGUGAUUCUAGUGUCUUUGCGUACGCUGGUGAUCCAGGAACACUGUCGCUCUGCUCUGUGACUUUGUAACCCUGGGCUGUGUUGUUGUUGGUUUUUUUUUUUUUUUUUUUUUUUUUUUUUUU
Megalops cyprinoides (Indo-Pacific tarpon) is the source of this 1124-nucleotide messenger RNA. Its product is annotated as tetraspanin-8-like. Gene Ontology annotation, cellular component: membrane. The record is from RefSeq and is a predicted model, not a curated record. Bases 102 to 788 code for a protein of 228 amino acids. The transcript is spliced from 8 exons. NCBI's taxonomy places the organism in Eukaryota, Metazoa, Chordata, Actinopteri, Elopiformes, Megalopidae.